AUGAGUAGCAGCCGAGGAGCAUUGCAUCGUCGUUCAGAAUUCAUGCAAAUGGCCUCGGGCAUUGGUCAUGAUCUGGCGAAUACAUUUGGGAAGUUGGAACAACUGAAUGGACUGGCUUUACGGCAGUCUUUGUUUGAUGAUCAUAGUGCAGAAAUACAACACUUGACUUAUAUUAUCAAAGAAGAUAUGGCUGAUUUAAACCAUCGAAUUGCCGCGUUACAAGAUCUAUCCAAGUGUCAGAAAUCUUCAAGUAAGCAACAAGCCAAUCAUUCCCGCUCUGUGCUUAUGGGACUGCAAACACGGCUGGCCAAAAUGUCCAACCAGUUUCGUGGCCUAUUGGAAAAACGCUCGGAAAAUUUGCGCACUCAAGCCCAACGACGUGGUAAAUACACAGCUCUGCAAUCGGACAAUGGCUCCUCUGGGGAUUUGUUCUCAGCUGGUGUGGCUCGGGCCCAGCACACUGUAAUCCCAUCAGUUCUGCUCCGGGUAGGUCUUCAUGGACUCCUGCGUGUGUUUGUGCUUGCUUUGGUUGCUUUAGAUUACUUUGGGGGAGGUUUUAAGGUUUAG
This is a messenger RNA of Echinostoma caproni, 567 nucleotides long. The record is from the annotation of a GenBank genome assembly. Lineage: Eukaryota; Metazoa; Platyhelminthes; Trematoda; Plagiorchiida; Echinostomatidae.